AUGCGAUUCAACAGCCUCGCUGUCGCUUGGUUAGGCCUGACCGUCACCUCUUCAGCAAUAGGCCUUCACAAAGCAGUCGAUGGCCUCAUACAAGUCACCCCCUCCUUCAGUGGUGAUGGAGUAGUCAUGCAUCCUGGGUUGGAGCCUAAUCACGAUCCUUAUGACCUGGAGCAUCUUAUUCCAAACCUUGACAAGGUCCUUUACUAUAGCCAGGAGGGACAUCGCCCUGCUCUUCAUGGGUCAAAACAUGCAUCGCUUGAGGCAAAGUUUGUCCGUCAUACGGUCGUCCUGGACCAAUCCGACCAUAUAAAGAGCGUCACCUGCGAUGAUAACAACAUACAAGUAUGCUUCAAAAGCCCUCAUGCACUGAAGGCCGCUGGAAAUUCCUGGGGGCCCCUGGAUAGCUUCAACUUGGCAACUUACCAUGCUGGCUGUGGAGAUGAGAGCUCGGGAAAGCGCAGCUAUUUCCACGCCUCCUCCCUCUCUGUGAAUUCGGAUAGUAUGUGUGUUGUGAUGGAUGCCACCCGUGUCGGUGAAUCAGAUGCCUUGGACUCGGGAGUAGUGUCCUGGGGAACCUACGUGGAUCCGAAUAACAGAAGAAGAACGCCCGUUAAGGGUCACGUUCGCGUGAAUCGACCAAGUGAAUAUGAUGAGAAGCCUAGAAAUGGAACCAUGCCCAGGGUGAUGGGCACCGGAUCCAUGAACCGUACUAUGGAUGUUGCAUACGACCCUUGGGCUUUGGAGUACUUCUUCAAUAACUCUCACAUGGAUACAUCCAACAUGGGGGCGAAGAUUGACACCAUGAACUUUGAACAGAUGGAUGACCCCGGGAUCCCCAAGCCACCUAAAAACAUGACCAAGCGGUUGUCCACUAACAGCCGCCACGAGAGAGCUCAUAGAAGCAUGAACGAGGUUUCGAAACGGAACGCAACACAUCUCGCCCGACGAGGUAUUCUUGCUGACGUAUGGGAUGGACUCAGGGACCUUGGACGGAGAAUUGAAAAUUUCUUCAAAAGUUCAUUUAGCUUUAUCCUUCAAGUCGGAGAUUUUCUUAUUCAAGUGGCAAUCAUCUCUGCCAAGCUGCUGUUGGUGCCCUUUGGUGUUCCGUUCGACCACUCCUAUCACAACGAUAUCUAUGUCCAUGAAUAUCUCAACUCUUACGGGCUAGACAAACCGCCUGCAAUUUUUGGCCUUAAAAACGGCUAUACUCUACUGAGCCAUAAGGACGAUGAUGGAAAGUGGAUUGUGCAAUGCGCAAAAUGUGGUAUCCAUGUCAACAUGAACAUCGAUGGCCGAUUGGCGUUCAGCAUCAAAAAUGGUAUCACUGAGGGCACUAUCCAGUUGACCAACGUCGAUCCCCUCAAAUUGGAUGCUCAAUUUGGGCUCACUGCAGAGAGUUCCGUCUCCAAGACCCGGACGAAGCACCUGAAACGCAAGGGCAAGGAGAUUAAGAAUAUCCCGCUGAGCCCACUUACCAUUCCUGGUAUUAUUACUCUUGGCCCUCAAGUGUCCGUUGGUGUAGCACUCGGUGUGGAGGCUGCAGGCAAGGUUGAGCUGCUUGUGGGAGGAACAAUCUCCCUUUCAAAAGGAUACGCCAGAGCCAGUGUUACACAGGGUAAAAAUGGUGUUGAAGGACUCGAACCAUCGUUUGAUCCUAUAUUUCGCGCGGCAGGCGAGUUCACACUUACUGGUGAUCUUGGUAUUCCCAUGGCCCUCGAAGUUGGGCUCGAUGUUCUUGAAGGGAAGUUUAAGAAAACAGUGGGGCUUGUGAACACUCCGUCAGUUUAUGUUAAGGCCACUGCUUCGCUUGAUACCAAAGGCGAAAGCAGUGGCAAAUCUUGUCCAAAUGGUGUUUCGUUGAGCGUUGGCGCGAGAAACCGCGUCCAUGUUGCUGGCUUUGACAUUUGGGAAGAGGAACUUCUUUCAAUCCCCCUUUUUGAAAAGUCUGUCGGCUGUGUCACAGCAAAUGGAUUCAACCGUGCUAAUGAGAAGGAAGAUAAAGCUCUCAUCAGUCAAGUCAACACCAAACUCGGCGGAGAUCCAAAUUCAGGGAAGCCUACUAUUUCUGAUGCCACUAGAGAGUUCAAAAAGGUAGAAGGUGCCCAGGGGUUCCGAAUUCUCAUGGACGCCAAAGGCGAUACUAUCUUGGUUGCUGGCAGAAACGGCGCUCUCUAUCUUGUCGGAAAGGAUUCAGGAUACGAUGUCAGUGCCCCUUGGGGCACCCUCGAUACCAAUGAGAAUCCAUUAACUUUGGAUGUCUUUGGUCGCACAAUUUCCUAUAAGUUCCUGCAGUCUUAUGAAAAACGCUCUUAUUACUCUCAAGAGCGACCUAUGUUGGCCGACCUAGUCGUGUCAGAUCCCAAAAAGGUUAGGUUUGGGUACCGCGCUACGUAA
This is a messenger RNA of Penicillium angulare, 2394 nucleotides long. Its product is annotated as putative GPI anchored protein. The record is from RefSeq and is a predicted model, not a curated record. The transcript is spliced from 4 exons. NCBI's taxonomy places the organism in Eukaryota, Fungi, Ascomycota, Eurotiomycetes, Eurotiales, Aspergillaceae. Bases 1 to 2394 code for a protein of 797 amino acids.